AUGCGAUUUAUUGUACUGCCUGUGUCGUCGCGCGCAGUGUAUAUUCACUGCGUGAACCACAAUCUUCCCACAAUCAUCUCUUCUCCUGCUGCUAAAAGUGUGCUUGCUCUCGACCCCACGCUGUUAUCCCGAGUGGCACACGCCGACCACGACUCUGGAGCUACCCCAACAUCGGCCGCGCUAGAGGCUGCUCUUGCAGAGCGCACCCACACAGAUCACGGCAUCACAGUCCCUGCACGGAAAACCCCGCGGCUAGAUGACCGGCUGGUGGCCCGCGCAGCCAAGAUCUGGGCCGGGUUCGAGGAAUCGCAAACACCAUGGAAACGCAAGCUGGUCAAGUCAAUCAACUCUUUAUUGGAACGUCUUCCUUAUGAAGAAGCUGAAUUGCGUGCAGUUCCGUCCAAGUCAUCUGUGUUGCGUAAGCUUCGAGCGCUGGAGCGUGAAAAGGCAGAAGCUGAAGCGGAAGCAGGUGCUGAAACGGGAGCAAAAAUUGAAGAUAAUUUGGAUAAGAGCCAUGUUUCGUAUGAAGAAGAGGCUGGGAAAGUCCCCGCACAAAUGCACCCAAUCUCGGUAUACUACCCUGCUUCCAACAUCACUCCGGAACAAGCGUUUGAGCAGAUCCGUGAACUUGCACAUACCGGCCGCACUCUGCACCUGCGACGCAUGCUGACGUGCCUGGCGCUGGCGCCUCUGACUUUACCCAUUGCCAUGCUUCCUGUGAUUCCCAAUGUUCCGGGCAUUUAUCUCAUGUAUCGCGCGUGGUGUAAUUUUAAGGCGUUGGAGGGUGCUCGCCAUUUGGAAUUAUUGGUGGAUGGAGCUGCCGCUGGUGGAAUAUCACCUCACCUCAAUUUUAAGCCGUGCGAGCAAUUAGAUCUCGUGUACCGGGAACGCGCAGCGCGCAAGGAAGAUGGUGCAAUUAUUAAAUUUGGAGAAGAAGGUCCUGAGAAACUGGUUCUGGAUGAUGAGAGUACAGUUAAACCCAUUGAGUUUUUGGUGGAGGCUCACAAUACAUCAAACAGUCUGCACAGCGAGCUGCUCAAAGCCAUUCAUCAAACACGCAAGAAAAUUGAAAGCAGUAGUAACAAUAAAUGA
Magnusiomyces paraingens is the source of this 1092-nucleotide messenger RNA. RefSeq lists its product as uncharacterized. Bases 1 to 1092 code for a protein of 363 amino acids. The record is from RefSeq and is a predicted model, not a curated record. Gene Ontology annotation, biological process: proton transmembrane transport; potassium ion transport. The transcript has a single exon. Gene Ontology annotation, cellular component: mitochondrial inner membrane. NCBI's taxonomy places the organism in Eukaryota, Fungi, Ascomycota, Dipodascomycetes, Dipodascales, Dipodascaceae.